Scaptodrosophila lebanonensis is the source of this 990-nucleotide messenger RNA. Its product is annotated as protein ABHD11. NCBI's taxonomy places the organism in Eukaryota, Metazoa, Arthropoda, Insecta, Diptera, Drosophilidae. The record is from RefSeq and is a predicted model, not a curated record. Bases 1 to 921 code for a protein of 306 amino acids. The transcript has 4 exons. Gene Ontology annotation, cellular component: mitochondrion.
AUGCAGCUGUUCGUAAAAUCGUUACGUUUUCUACGUAAUGGAAAAUUCUUAACCAGGACAUUAACAACAGAACAAAAUUAUGCGCAGCAAGUGGAAGCUGUACCCUUAAGUUCGGAGCUGUUUGAGGGUCCAAAAACCGAUGCCAAUACAGCGCCUUUGAUAACAAUGCAUGGCCUGUUCGGCUCAAAGCAAAAUUGGCGCGGCAUUAGCAAAGCACUGACCUCCAAAACCGAUCGUCGUAUUUACACGGUGGAUGCACGAAACCAUGGAGACAGUCCACACACAUCGUCUCACAGUUCGGCAGGCAUGUCAGCCGAUGUGAGCAGCUUCCUCAGCACCAACUCCUUGAGCAAGGCUUGCCUGAUGGGCCACAGUAUGGGCGGUCGGACCAUGAUGCACUUUGCUCUGACGUAUCCUCAGCUAACCGAUCGUCUCAUUGUUGUGGACAUUUCGCCCAUUUCGAUACCGCGCAGUUUCUAUGAAAUGAAUCGCAUCUUUGAUGCAAUGCUUAAUAUUGCAGUGCCAUCGAAUUUGCCUAUGGCCGAGGGUCGCAAAUUAGUCAAAGAGCAAAUGAAGCAGGCCACAGAUUCUAUGGAGACGGUCGACUUUAUAAUGUUGAAUCUUCGCAAGAAACCAGAUACAGGAGAAUUUGUAUGGGCGUGCAAUGUUCAGACUUUGCAUGACAGCUUACCGCAUUUCGGCAAUUACGAAUCGGAACUGCAAAACUUGAAGCCCUACAAUGGACCCACAACUUUUAUUUGUGGCACGCGCUCGCCAUUUAUGUCACCAGAUCAUUGGCCACAGGUGCUCAAAUACUUCCCCAAUGCCGAGAUUCAUUGGCUCGACGCUGGACAUCUCGUACACUUCGAGCAGCCGCAGAAAUUUAUACAAAUUGUUGCGGAUUUUCUGAACAAAAAGUGAUGCUCUUCUGACUAUGUGAAUAAGUUCCAAAGAAAGUCGAAAUAUUAAAUUGCAAAUUUUAAAUAUCAA